UUCCAACAAGCGAGAGAAGUGCCUGGUGGCACAGGCAGUGUUUGAAUGCUCAGUAUGGGAUCCUGGUGGAGAUAAUGGUACGCUCUCAUGAUGUGGACCUUGUAUGGCAGGCGCAAGGACCCUUAUGGACCUCCAGAUGCUGGUUGGUUCAUUUACUUCUGAAGGGAAGGGCCGUGGCUCAUGGGCAGAGCAGAAGGACCCAGUUUCAAUCCCUGGCAUGUCCAGGGACAGCUGGGCAAAACUCCUUGCUUGAAACCCUUGAGAGCCGCUGCCAGUCAGUGUGGACAAUACUGAGCUAGAUGGACCAACAGUCUGCCUCGGUAUAAGGCAGCUUCCUCUGUUCCUAUGCUUUGCACUCAGAAGGUCCCAGGUUUAAUUCCUGGAAGCAUCUCCAUUUAAAAGGACCAGGUAGCAGGUGAUGGGAAAAGCCAAAGACAUGGAGAGAUGCUGCCAGUCAGAGCAGGCAAUACUGAGCGAGGCUGACUAAUAGUCUUACCUGGAGUAAGGUGGCAUCCCAUGUUCCAGUUGACACCUGUUCUGCUUCGAAGCAGCCUUCCAAGUGAUGUGCAUCUGCCUCUCCCAGAGGACAGGACGGGGGCAGAGAAGAAAGCGGAAAGACCUCAAAGAGUCUGCUCUUGCCGGAGAGUGGACACCACGGGGCCUUGCAGCCAACUCAAGCCCAAGCAUUCCCAACAAGCCACUGGAUCAUGUAAAGCACAAGAUUCCUUUCCCAAGAGUUCACUGCAGCCCACAUCUCCUAACCGGAUGCCAGCAUGCAUUCCAGUAACAACUCCGUUACCAUUGCCACCGAGCAGCCUCUGCAAGAUCUUGGCUCAUCACCAACCAACAUCUCCUUUUCAUAUCUCUGUCCCAUUAUCGUCUCCAGUUACCAGUUUGUACUCAUCCCAGUGCUCUACUGUAUUAUCUUCAUCCUUGGACUGGCAGGGAACAGCAUGGUGGUCAUGGUGCUGUGUCAGCCGCAGAGCCGUAAGACGGUGUCCAAUGUUUACAUUGUCAACCUAGCGGUGGCGGACUUGCUAGCCCUAACCACUGUCCCGUUCUGGGCUGCGUAUUAUGCGUACGGAUACAAUUGGCUCUUUGGCUCGGUGAUGUGCAAAAUCUCUGGCUCGGUCCUUUGCCUGACCAUGUUUGGAAGCAUCUUCUUCAUCACGUGCAUGAGUCUGAACCGCUAUCAGGCGAUCGUCCACCCUUUUCAAUCCCAGCAAGGGACACCACAGCAAGCAUACAAUACUGCCCUGGUCGUGUGGGGUCUGGCUGCUUUGACCUCCUUGCCCACCUUCUACUUCCGCGACACCAAAUACAUCACCGAGUUGGGCGUGACCGCCUGCAUCAUGGCAUACCCGUCGGAGAAGUACUCAAGCUGGUCAGCCGGGAUGGCCUUGAUGAAAAACAUCCUUGGCUUCCUGGUCCCUCUGGCCAUCAUCACCACCUGCUACGUUUGGAUCAGGGUGCAUCUGAUGAAGGCCCGGGGCUUGGGGAAAAACCGGCAGAUCCGGGAUCGAGUGCUAAAGCUGGUGGCUGCCGUGGUAGUGGCGUUCUUGAUUUGCUGGCUGCCCUUCCACAUCCUCACUUUUCUGGAUGCCCUCUCCUGGAUGGAUGUGAUCAGCAACUGCUGGGUCACGUCCGCCAUUGACGCUGCCUUGCCCUUUGGCCUCUCCAUGGGGUUCGCAAAUAGCUGCAUCAACCCGUUAUUGUACUAUUUCAUCAGCAGCCAGUUCCAGGAGAAACUUCAACAUUUGUUUAAGCUGAGGCUCUACCAGUUCAGCAGCAGCCGAGAAAGCUUUUGCUCCAGGAAAACAAGUUCCUACAAAACCACAGAGACCCUGAGGGGUGCAGAGCGAAGAGGAGACGUCGAAAAGCCACAGACGCACCCACUGUGGGUGCCCUGAGUGAGCAUGCAGCAUCUGGAAACGGUUAAGAGAAUGUUGCUCCCUCCCUCUCCCUUUUGUACUUUCCCUCUCCCAUUGUUACACAUCUUCUAGAACAAACUGUCCAGCAAGGACUGUGUUUUCAAUUUCUUGGGGGAUUUCUACUCCUUCAGAAAGAGCUGUCAUAUAUUUUAACUGCUUGGUGUUUUAUUAUUAUUAAACCAGGGGUGUAAUUUAUCACCAAUAAACAUCUGACAAAC
This is a messenger RNA of Rhineura floridana, 2149 nucleotides long. It is a transcript of the gene AGTR2, whose product is annotated as angiotensin II receptor type 2. Gene Ontology annotation, biological process: G protein-coupled receptor signaling pathway; regulation of apoptotic process; blood vessel diameter maintenance. Lineage: Eukaryota; Metazoa; Chordata; Lepidosauria; Squamata; Rhineuridae. Gene Ontology annotation, cellular component: membrane. The record is from RefSeq and is a predicted model, not a curated record. The transcript has 3 exons. Gene Ontology annotation, molecular function: angiotensin type II receptor activity. The coding region runs from base 774 to 1910 and encodes 378 amino acids.